GUGCGGGACGUGCGCAUCAUCUCGGACCGCAACUCGCGGCGCUCGAAGGGCAUCGCGUACGUGGAGUUCUGCGACAUCCAGUCGGUGCCGCUGGCCAUCGGGCUGACCGGGCAGCGCCUGCUGGGCGUCCCCAUCAUCGUCCAGGCCUCCCAGGCCGAGAAGAACCGCCUGGCGGCCAUGGCCAACAACCUGCAGAAGGGCAGCGCGGGGCCCAUGCGCCUCUACGUGGGCUCCCUGCACUGCAACAUCACCAAGGAGAUGCUCAGGGGCAUCUUCGAGCCCUUCGGGAAG
This is a messenger RNA of Mesitornis unicolor (brown roatelo), 291 nucleotides long. Its product is annotated as probable RNA-binding protein 23. NCBI's taxonomy places the organism in Eukaryota, Metazoa, Chordata, Aves, Mesitornithiformes, Mesitornithidae. The transcript is spliced from 2 exons. The record is from RefSeq and is a predicted model, not a curated record. The annotation marks the transcript as partial. Gene Ontology annotation, biological process: mRNA processing. Gene Ontology annotation, molecular function: RNA binding. Gene Ontology annotation, cellular component: nucleus.